This is a messenger RNA of Candoia aspera, 2523 nucleotides long. It is a transcript of the gene CDH15, whose product is annotated as cadherin 15. Gene Ontology annotation, cellular component: adherens junction; membrane; catenin complex. Lineage: Eukaryota; Metazoa; Chordata; Lepidosauria; Squamata; Candoiidae. Gene Ontology annotation, biological process: calcium-dependent cell-cell adhesion; homophilic cell-cell adhesion; cell-cell adhesion mediated by cadherin. The transcript has 14 exons. The record is from RefSeq and is a predicted model, not a curated record. Bases 65 to 2407 code for a protein of 780 amino acids. Gene Ontology annotation, molecular function: cadherin binding; calcium ion binding.
CUGCCCUGGAGAGGAGAGAAGGAGGCAGGAGGCUCCACCAAAGGCCAGCAGGGCACCCCCCAAGAUGGUCCCCCUCUUCUGGCUCCGCACCUGCCUCCUGGCCACCCUCGCAGCUCAGGACGCCUGUUGCGCCGGAGGGGAGGCCUCGCACAGCCGUCCGGUGUGGCACCUGCAGCCGCGGGCAAAGACGGCCAUGCGGAGGGUGAAGAGGGCCUGGGUCAUCCCACCCAUCAGCGUGCCAGAGAACCACAGGCGGGUCCCCCACCUCCUGGUCCAGAUUAAGUCAGACAAGCAGCAGCCGGGCGUUGUGGUCUACAGCAUUAAGGGCCCCGGCGUUGACGAAGAUCCCAAGGAUAUCUUCUCCAUCGAUAAUCGGAGUGGCAAGGUCUACCUCAACACCAUGCUGGAUCGGGAAAAACAUGAUCGCUUUCGGCUCAAGGCUUUUGCCCUGGAUCUGGGUGGAGUGCCUCUUGAAGAUCCCACGGACUUGGAGAUUGUCGUCCUGGAUCAGAAUGACAACCGGCCGCUCUUCCAGCAGGAUGUGUUCACGGGGCACGUGGUGGAAGGGGCCGAGCCAGGGACAUUGGUGUUGAAGGCUGAAGCCACAGACGCUGAUGACCCUGAGACAGACAACGCGGCCCUGCGCUACUCCAUCGUGGGCCCAGGAGCGGGAGAGCUGUUCACAAUUAAUGAGCUUUCCGGGGAAAUUCAAACUGCUCAAGUUCGGCUUGACCGGGAGGUGACAGGCAUUUACAACUUGACGCUCCAAGUGGCUGACAUGUCUGGAGAAGGCCUGACCACCACAGCUACAGCAGUCAUCUAUGUGGAGGACAUCAAUGAUAACCCUUCUGAAUUCACGACGGAUGAGUUCCACAUGGAGGCCCCUGAGAACAGGCAGGACAUGGAGGUUGGGCGGGUGAUGGUCCAGGACAAAGACCAGCCUGGGUCCCCCAAUUGGCUGGCCAAGUUCACCAUCCUGGAGGGUGACCCCAGAGGAGCUUUUGCCAUCCACACUGACCCCCUGACCAAUGAGGGGGUCAUCUCUUUGGUGAAGGCCUUGGACUAUGAGGAGCAGAGCCGGCAUGAGCUGCUGAUCUCUGUGCAGAACCAAAGCCCACUGGACUCAUCAGCCCCCAGAGUGGCCCACGCCUUGGCUAAGGUGCAGCUGCGGGUGAAGGAUGCCAACGAGCCUCCCUUCUUCCAGGACAAUCCCUGCAGGGGGAGUGUGAACGAAGGAGCGCCUGCUGGAACAGAGAUCGCCCUCUUCCGUGCCAGGGACCCCGACACCCAAAAAGCCCAGGAGCUCAAGUACUUGCCAGCCUCUGACCUGGCCGACUGGCUGCGGGUGGGCCCUGAAUCGGGCCUGGUGGAAGCCCACCAGAAAGUGCCCCCCCGUGCAACCUUCCCAGGGGGCUGGUACAUCACACAGAUCCUGGCUGUGGAUAACGGGACCCCUCCCCUCACCGCAACUGGGACCCUCUCCAUUGAGGUGCUGGAGGUCAAUGACCACGCGCCCUUCCUGUUCCCGACCACGGCAGAGCUGUGCAGGGAAGGGGGCGGCUUGGUCCUGAGUGCCGCUGAUGAGGACUUGGCACCCCACGCAGCACCGUUCCACUUCCAUUUCGGCCCCAGCAGUGUGCACAACUGGACUCUCAGCCACCCCAACGACACGCACGUGCUGCUGUGGCCUCCCGUGGACGUGGCCAAGGGCCUCCAUGUCCUGCCGCUGCUCAUCAGUGACUCUGGGAUCCCGCCGCGGGUGCGAACGCAGCUGCUGAACGUCUCUGUCUGCGCCUGCGAUCAGUGGGGCACCUGCGGGGCUCACGCAGCUGCCACUGCGGCGGUGGUGGCAGGUCUCAGUUUGGGCGCCUUGAUGACCAUCCUCUGCAGUGCCACCCUACUCCUGCUGCUGGUGCUGCUGGUGGCCGGGCUGGAGCGCUCUCGCCGGCAGGCUCUCCGCAAGGGGCUCCUGGGGGACUCGCAGGACGACCUGAGGAACAAUGUCCUCAACUACGACGAACAGGGGGGCGGAGAAGAGGAUCAGGACGCCUACGAUCUGUCCCAACUGCGCGACCCAGACCUAUUUGGCCCCCCGGCCCCCCGGGGCAAGCCCCUUCGACGGAGGGACACCCCCUACAGCUACGCCUUGCCCCAGCACCCCCAGCGCGUGGCUACCUGCCCUGCUGACAUCGAGGACUUCAUCAACGAGGGCCUGCAGGCGGCGGACAGCGACCCCGGAGUUCCUCCCUAUGACACGGCGCUCAUCUAUGACUAUGAAGGGGACCGUUCAGUUAGCGGGUCGCUGAGCUCCAUCCUGUCCAGCUUGGCGGACGAAGACCAGGAUUAUGACUACCUCAGUGACUGGGGGCCGCGAUUCCGGCGCCUGGCCGAGCUGUAUGGCCAGUAGGGGGCAGCGGCGGGGGAGCAGCAGGGCCGGACUCGAACCCAAAGGCCACGGCGCCUCUCUGAGCCCUUUGGCUGAGAUUCUGCCGGCGUUCCCUGGCUCCCCUGACAGCUGCCGGA